This is a messenger RNA of Cotesia congregata, 2556 nucleotides long. The record is from the annotation of a GenBank genome assembly. Lineage: Eukaryota; Metazoa; Arthropoda; Insecta; Hymenoptera; Braconidae.
AUGAAAACCGCUUUUAUGGUGGCUGAAAAGCCAUCUCUAGCCGCAUCUUUGGCUAAUAUUUUAAGUAAUGGACACUGUUCAUCUAGAAAAGGAAUGAAUGGAUCAUGCUCAGUACAUGAAUGGGUUGGACAAUUUAAAUCAGAAACUGUUAAUUUUAAAAUGACCUCAGUUUGUGGUCAUGUUAUGAGUUUUGAUUUUGUGGGUAAAUAUAACAGUUGGGACAAAGUGGAUCCAGCUGAAUUAUUUUCUUGUCCAACAGAAAAAAAAGAAGCAGUACCUAAACUUAAAAUUCCAACAUUUCUUGCCAAAGAGGGAUCAAAUCUAGAUUAUUUAAUUUUAUGGUUAGAUUGUGAUAAAGAAGGUGAAAAUAUUUGUUUUGAAGUUAUACAUGCUCUUCAAUACGCACGCCAGAUAAAUCCAAAUAAUAUAUGGAGAGCCCGUUUUUCAGCAAUUACUGAUCGUGAUAUUAAAUAUGCAUUAGCGAAUCUUGUUAAGCCGAAUGAAAACGAAGCUAAAAGUGUCGAUGCUCGUCAAGAAUUGGAUUUACGUAUUGGUUGUGCGUUUACUCGAUUUCAGACAAAAUUUUUCCAAGGAAAAUAUGGUGACUUAGAUGCUUCAUUAAUAUCAUAUGGACCCUGUCAAACACCAACAUUAGGAUUUUGUGUCCAGAGACACGAUGAAAUUUCAACUUUCAAACCUGAUCCUUAUUGGGUGUUACAAGUGACUAUAAAAUUAUCAGAUAGUCUAGAAUUAUCUCUGAACUGGGAUAGAAACCGCUUGUUUGACAAAGAAAUAGCUAAUUUAUUUCUCAGUCUCGUGAAAGAUCAUCGUGAAGCGAUAGUUGUCAGUGUUCAAAGUGUCGAAAAAACGAAAGCACGACCACUAGCAUUGAACACAGUAGAGUUAAUGAGGAUUUCAAGUUCUGGAUUAGGUAUGGGACCACAUCAUGCCAUGCAGAUAGCUGAGCGUCUUUACAUACAAGGAUACAUCAGUUAUCCACGAACUGAAACGACAUCUUAUCCAGAAAACUUUGAUUUAUUAGCAACAUUGAAACAACAACGAAACUCUUCCGAUUGGGGUGAUGAUGUAAGAAAAAUAUUGGAAAAAGGAAUAAAUCGUCCGAGAAAAGGUCAUGAUGCUGGUGACCAUCCUCCGAUUACACCAAUGAAAUCUGCUUCCAGAAAUGAAUUAGACGGGGAUAGUUGGAGACUGUAUGACUUUAUUACUCGACAUUUUAUUGCAACGGUUGCACCCGAUUGUAGGUACUUGAGUACAACAGUGAAAUUUUCAAUUGGCAUAGAAUCAUUCUCUCUAGUCGGUCGAACAACCAUUGAUCCUGGCUACACAAGUUUACUUACGUGGCAGUCAAUAAAUGAAAACAAUAGUUUACCACAAUUCUUUCAAGGUGACAAAUGUAAUAUCAGUGAUAUAAAAUUAUCAGAAUGUUUUACACAGCCACCUGAUUAUUUAACCGAAUCUGAAUUAAUCACUCUAAUGGAAAAACACGGUAUUGGUACUGAUGCAUCCAUUCCAGUACAUAUCAAUAAUAUCUGUACAAGAAAUUAUGUCAAUGUUGUUACUGGAAGAAAACUCGUUCCAACUUCACUUGGAAUCGUUCUUGUUCAUGGAUAUCAAAAGAUUGAUCCAGAGUUAGUAUUACCAACAAUGAGAACAGCAGUUGAAGAACAACUUAAUCUGAUCGCGUUAGGACAAGCUAAUUACAGUGCAGUUCUCAAUCACACCGUAGAAAUAUUCAGACAAAAAUUCCAUUAUUUUGUUUCAAAUAUUGAAGGAAUGGAUCAACUAUUUGAAGUAUCAUUCUCUCCAUUAUCUGCAACGGGGAAAGCGUUAUCUCGGUGUGGUAAAUGUCGGCGGUAUAUGAAAUAUAUUCAAACAAAACCAACUCGAUUACAUUGCGCUCACUGCAAUGAAACUUAUAAUUUACCACAAAAUGGGAAUAUUCGUAUUUACAAAGAAUUGAAAUGUCCAUUAGAUGACUUUGAAUUAUUAUCAUGGUCAACAGGUAUUCGAGGCAAGAGUUUUAUAUUCUGCCCAUAUUGUUAUAACAAUCCACCAUUCCGUGAUAUGAAGAAAGGUAAUUUAGGAUGUAAUUCUUGUACUCAUCCUACAUGUCCCCAUGGAUUGAAUUCCAAUGGAAUAUCUAGUUGUUUAGAGUGUGAUCAUGGAAUAUUAGUUCUGGAUCCUUCCUCAGGACCUAAAUGGAAGUUAGGAUGUAAUCGUUGUGACGUUAUCAUUCACUUUUUUGAAAAUGCUCAUAAAAUAUCUAUUGAUCCAGAAGUAUGUUCUGAAUGUGGAGCACAAUUAAUAGCAGUUGAAUAUAAACCCGAUAAAAGUAAAUUACCAAACGAUGCUACGGAAAUGGUAGGCUGUGUAUUUUGCACCACUGCUUUUACACAAUUAAUUGAAAAACAUAGAGCUGUUGCGUCCAAACCCGUUAUAACACGAACUCGUGGUCAUUCUAAUAAAAGUCGCGGCAGAGGAAAAUCAAGACCGCCAAAAGACAAAAUGGCACAGUUAGCUGCAUAUUUUGUUUAA